UCUUCUUCUUCCUCUGAACAAAUUCGAAAACAGCACACGGCGAUGGCGUCGCUUAUACUCGGAGCUCCUCCGCGAGUCACCCUCGCAUUAUCUUCUUCACGCUUAUCAUCAUCUCACUCAGAAACCGCCGGUGUCUCUCUCUCUUGCUUCACUCAUCAAUUCUCUCUCUCCACUUCCUCAUCCAGCUCAAUUCCACUCGUGUACUGUGGUAGAGGUGACCGUAAAACAGCUAAAGGAAAGCGUUUCAAUCACUCUUUUGGGAAUGCGAGGCCGAGAAACAAGAACAAAGGAAGAGGACCAGAGAGAGUACCAGUUCCUCCAGCACCACCGAGGAAAGAUAAGUUUGAGAACGACGAGAAGAUCAAAAUCGACAUCGACGAGUCUCUCUUCUCUAAUUAGAAAAUGAGAUUCUUCAUUCACUGUAAUGUUAAUUUGUUUUUAGAAAUCUUUGUUGAUGCUGCGACUCUUUUGUUGUUAAAACAUCUCCAAGUUCUCUGCUUUCUAUGAAAGUUUGCUUCUUUAUGAAUCAUUGAGUCUUUUACAUUGAAAAAGUAAAGCAAAUGUGAACAA
Molecule: messenger RNA, 570 nt
Organism: Arabidopsis arenosa
Lineage: Eukaryota; Viridiplantae; Streptophyta; Magnoliopsida; Brassicales; Brassicaceae
Source: the annotation of a GenBank genome assembly